ACAUCAAAGGCUGGACCUAAACUGGAAAGCUGUGUGUUAGCUGCCAAUGUUUAUAUCGUUUUGGUUCAAAUACCAGGGAGUGGAGCAUACAAAGUUUUCCAUCCUUUAUUAUUCCAGAAAGCUUUGGAUGUGUUGCGUCUCUGGCCUCAGAGAGAAGGUGAUGGUAAUGGUGAGAGCAUGGAAGUAGAGGCUACUUCUGAUAAUGAUGAUGAUGAUAAUGAUAGCAGUGACAAUGAGGAUGAUGAAAUGACUGGGCAGAUAAACACUGAACAAGCAAAGGCCAAUGCUAAAGUCAAACUUUUAUCACUAAUGCAGGAUACAGUGUUGCUUUUAAGCAGCUACUCCCUCAAAGAUUCUGAGCAGCUCGCUCAUCAUUUGAUUCAGUUGUUUGUGGAAACAACACGACAUGAGGGUGAACCCUUUGAACAAGUUGUAUUUGACUUCCCAGGGCACCAAAUUUAUUCCAUCAAGUCAAUUGCUUCCUUGGCAUAUUUUGGUCUGAGUGUCAUGUGCUCACCUCUUCAUGGCGACAUCGGAACAAUCACUCACACUGUGUUUGAACACUUAAUCUCAAAUGUUCUUAUGGUGUUUGGUGGAGCAAUCGCUAGUAAUGGAUCUAUCUCUAAAUAUGUUCAGAACACCAAAGACCAAGCUGUUGCCUUUAUCUGCUAUCUAGCAAGUAAAGAGACCCAAGAGGUGCUGAGUUCUGUAGAAGUUCUUGUUCAAAAUAUCUUUACCAGUUGCCCUGAACGAGCAGAGUACAGAACCACUGUGGCAAAGGCAGUAGUUGAUAUCAUGAAAAUUUUACCAGUUUAUCAGUACACCAGUCUUGUAGAAUGGAUAAACAUGUACUCCAAAAAUGACAAGAUAAGUUACAGAAUUUUUGCAUUGGAAGUGUUUUCACUUCUACUAGUUGAACCAGAGAGGAUUCUAUUGGAUGAAAACUCACUGGAUGAUGACAAAAGAAGGCUUCUCAGCAAGAAGUCUUUGCUGGACUUAAUUAUCCCAAGAUGUUCUGACAGGGCACCAAUGGUGCGUGCCAAAGCUCUGCAGUACUUUGCUCAGUGUGCAACUUCAGAAAACAGCUCUUUAGGGUUGAGAGUAAAAGAAGUACUUUGUGAACCACUGGAGAGUCCAGUAGAAGGGACACCAACAUUAAUCAGACAAGCAAAUAGUAAGCAAGCAGAGACCAGGAACAUUGGUAUGGUUAUAAGAAAAAGAACAUGUGAUGAGAAAGUUGGAGUUCGAAAGGCUGCUUUACAGGCUCUAGAGAGUGUAAUCACCCUUAAUCUGGAUUCCUUGGAGCGAGUCGAUGUGUUGACUCUCCAUGAUUGCUGUAUGGAUCCAGCACUUUCUGUCAGAAGACAAGCUAUGGUGUCACUAACCUCUCUCCUACAAGAGAGGCCUAAGUGCACAAUGGUACACAGUCUUUGGCUGGAAGGAGUGUUGCCACUUGUUAUGGACAGAGAAACUACUGCACAAGAAAAAUGCUUUCAAAUACUGGAGGAUGUGCUGCUUCACAAUAUUGUUCCUCUUUCAAAAUCAACUGGACCAUAUCACAUCCUUGCUUGGGACGUGCUUAAUAUUGUGGCCAGCCCAUCAGGACAAGAAAUUAUGACAUGGAGACAUUAUGCCGAAUUCUGUCAGUGUUGGCAAGCUCUGCUUCCUUUCUUCCCUCCUCAGUCGCCAGCACCUUGACAGCUGAUCUCCAGCGGAAGCUAAUCACAUUUGAAUGCCCACCAGAAGUUAUUGAUGCUAUUGUAGCAACCCUAUGCAAGUUAAGUAAAGUACAACUACCAGAAGAAAGGGGAAAGAGCGAUCAUUGGUGUUCUGAUCUGCUGAAAGCAUCUGAAGAAUUUCUGUCUAACGUAACAUUAAAACAGGAUUCUAUUGAUGAAGAACGUCUUAUGCGGCAUUUGUUUACUGUUGGAGCUGUGGCCCAGCUAACACCAACCAAGACUACAGAGCGGCUGUUUAUGUUUGUGGAAUCCAUGUUGAUUUCUCAUGGCAAUAAUCAAGAUCCUCUUCAAAAACUAAAUCUGUCACCACCUGUAAAGGCUCAUGUGUUUGUGACUCUGGGAAAAUUGUGUCUUCAGAAUGAAGAUCUGGCCAAACAGUGCAUUGCUACUCUUGCUAGAGAGUUAGAAACAUCUGAUGACCCAGCUAUUAGGAAUAAUGUUACAGUGGUGAUGUGUGACUUGUGUGUGAGAUUUACCAGUCUUGUUGAUCGUUAUGUUCCAAAUAUUGCUGUUUGUCUGAAAGACAGCUCAUCACUUGUGAGGAGACAGACACUGACUGUGUUAACCCAUUUACUUCAGGAGGACUUUGUUAAAUGGAAGGGUGCUUUGUUUUACCGCUUUAUCACAACAAUUGUUGAUGAAGAUCCAGAGAUAAAGAAAUUUGCUGAGUUUUGCCUUGUGCACCUUCUUUUGAGCAGACAUCCAGGCAUGCUGUUCCAGCAUUUUAUGGAGUGUGUGUUCCACUUUAACUCCUUUGAAAAACACCAAGUAUACAACAAGUUCCCACAGACAGACACAGAGAAAAAACUGUUUUCUCUCAAAGGAGAUCAAAAUUCAGGGAAACGCUAUACAAUUUAUCAGUUUAUGCUUUCCCACAUGAGUGAUGAAGGCAGAUUCAACCUCACUGGAAAGCUUUGUCAAGAGGUACUGGGUGGUUUUACUGAUGGCGACAUUACCUUGGAUCAAGACUCAGUUUCUGUCCUAAAAGAUGUUCUGUUAAUUUUGAGCAGCAAGAACAUUAAACUUUCCUCAAUGAAAGCCAAAGCAGCAGAAGAUCUUGCUGAUGAGGGGGACAUGGCAGGAGCUGCCAUUGUUGCAGCCAGGAACAAAUUUCUCACACAGGUUCUAAAAAAGAACAUGAUUGAGAAUAUUAUACCCAUCAUUAUUGAGCUUAAACAUAUGCUUGAAAAGAAGCAUUCCCCUUUGCUCAAGGACCUGAUGUCCUGUUUAAAAGAAGUGAUGAAAGAUUACAGAUCUGAAGUACAGGAGGUGCUGUCGGCUGACAAGCAGCUUGCCAAUGAAAUUGAGUUUGAUCUCAAAAGGUUUGAGGAUCAGCAGAAAGAAUGCGAGGAACAGAGACGAAAGCAUAACACUCCAAACAAUUCUCCACAGGUUAAUACAAGAAAGCCUAGUUCAGAUGGAAAUACCCCACCUCAAGCAGCAGAAUUCAUAGCCCCUCAGCUACGAAAUGCAACACCUUCACCCAAAAAUGGAUCUAACAGGCCUAACAUCUCACCUCUUACUGGUGCUAUAAACCAACUGCAGAUCAAUAGACGUCACACCUUGGCCUCCAACCCAAGCCUGAUCAACAAUGUUCUCAAAUCCAACCUCACUGUUCAGAUUAGUCCAAUACAAACAAAGCGUUGCUAUACCCUCUCUACUGCAGCUAUUCUAAAUUCUGCUCGCAAAGCUGUAGAUCAAGCUCAUAAGGUUGCUGAAAAGAGAAGGAAGAGCAUUGGUUCAAUGGGAGGCCCUCAUGAAAAUAGUGUUGCCACAGAGGGACCAGAAAGUCGCACACCUCUCAAGCCUGCUAAUUCCAGGGCCUUUUACAGGGCAAAUGAAGAGCGUGCAGCCAGCACUCCAGAAGGUGAACAGAGCCAUUUAUCAAGGAUUUCAUUUUGUGUGAACACAAGUGCCACUGCGCCACCCUCCCCCAUACCUACAUCAUUGCCAAUCCGAGUAUAUGCACAAGACAAAGUUACUCCCCCCAGCUGGAUAGAAGGCAAGGUUGAUGAAGGAGAUGAAGGAGAAAAAGAACAGGAAAUUAUCUGUUUGAUGUCACCUGAGCGCAAGCUUCCAAAACCAAGGACAUGGAAUAUCAAAUCCCCAGAUACCAAAAAGCUGGUUUCUACCAAUAAGGCAGUUAGGGAACCACAUAAUGAUUCAGUCUCCAAAAGAACAAGAUCCCACAGACGAAAGUGAGAGUUUGGUGAACUUGGCUUGAAUCUAAGCCUUUGUUCCAAUUAUCGCUAUUCAAAUGAGUGCUCAGAAAUUAAUUGUUUUAUUGCUUAAAAAUAACUCAAUGAAGUGAUUCCUCUAGUCAAAGUUUGCUGUAAAUUGAAGUAAAAUUUCUCAAGGUUGACGAUCUAACGGCUCUUCCAAUUUUUUUUUUUUGAAUGUGCAAUGUCAGCCUGGGCAGUUUCCAUUCUCUCAAGAAAUGCUUUUGUCCAGCUGUGGUACUUUUUGUUGUGCACUACGAGAAUUGGGGAUUGAUCAAAACACCCUAUUGCUGAUCAGUUUCUGUAAUCACAGCACUUUUGCUGGGUAAUGUGGUAAUCACAAGUACUCAAUUUAAAGGACAUGAUUUUAAAGUCAUGGGUACGAUAAAAAAGGAGUUCUCUUGCAUCCUUGCUCUCUUGCGUGCUUUUUUCUUAAUUUCUUAGCAAGUGCCUACAGCACAGACUAUUUUUUAACCUGUGAAAAUAAAUAUUUAUAUUUUUCUGAAUUUGUAGAUUUAGUAUUGUAGCAUAUGUAGUAAUAAAAAUCAUUCUUCAAAAUGUUUGGAACUGAUGAUUAUUUUUGAUAAUGGCAAGGUUUUCAUCAAGGAUUGUAGAAGCUAAAGAAAAGUUCUAGGUAAUAGCAGCAUAUUCACUUUCUAUAUAAAAUGUAGCACAGGGUCUCAAAAUUAAGCCAGAGAAGUGUACUAGCUAAGAAAUUCUUUAAUCUCUCAGACUUAAUAAACACACUGCAAGGAAGCCUCUAAGAGUCACUAGUGUCUAAUUUCUCCUGACAAUAUCACCCCUAAAUCAAACAAUAAAGUCACGAGAAUGAAGGAAACGAUCACCUUGCAAUUAAGGAAAUUCUUGAUUGUUCACCUUUUCACUCCAAGAUCUCAAUAUGAAUUCUCCUUACCA
Messenger RNA from Stylophora pistillata, 4873 nucleotides. RefSeq names its product condensin-2 complex subunit D3-L. NCBI's taxonomy places the organism in Eukaryota, Metazoa, Cnidaria, Anthozoa, Scleractinia, Pocilloporidae. Gene Ontology annotation, biological process: meiotic chromosome condensation; mitotic chromosome condensation. Gene Ontology annotation, cellular component: condensin complex; condensed chromosome, centromeric region. The record is from RefSeq and is a predicted model, not a curated record. Gene Ontology annotation, molecular function: histone binding.